ACAAAAAAAUAUUGUUAUACAAGGAAUGUAUGAUAGAGGUUUGGUAAUUCCUCCAAUUAAAAAAAUUAAAAGAUCUGUUGCAGAUGUUAAUUUUACAUUAUAUUACUCCCAUGCUAUUAUACAAAACAAUAUAUCUUUUGAAAAACAUGUAUCAAAAAAUUCAACUAAUCAUUAUUUAAAUGCUAUAAUUAAUAAUGACAUUGUAUAUAAUAAAUUUUUACUAUAUGGCAAUAAUAUAAAUAAAAUGAGUAUCAUGGUAUUCAUAUAUAAAGAAUUACUAGAAAAUCAGAAUGAUGCAAAGCAUGAAAUUGUUCAAGAAUAA
Molecule: messenger RNA, 322 nt
Organism: Cetraspora pellucida
Lineage: Eukaryota; Fungi; Glomeromycota; Glomeromycetes; Diversisporales; Gigasporaceae
Source: the annotation of a GenBank genome assembly